CCUCCACGGCCAGUAAAUCAGUACUCCGAGAGACUGAGCAACGCAACCAGCUGAGCCAAUUCUACUGAGCUACUACCCUUGCCGCUGGCUAAUUAUAGUCAAUCGUAGCUGAACUCUCGCCGCGACAGCACGUUGUUUGACGCGUUUUCCACAACGUUUGAUAAAGAGAAAAUCUAGUGCGCGCGCGAUUUACGCACCCGUGACCGAGACCCGCGUAGGGAAUUUGCAUACGCAACCGAGGACACGCCUAACCGCUGCUAGCGUUCUUCUCUGGGGAUUGAAAAGCAAUAAUUUUCCAACGAUCAUCACCCGGUGACAGCCGAAUGCCGAAAAAAGUGAAUCAUGUGCGACAAACGGUGCCGUUCUGCUUCAAAUAAGUGGCUAUGAUCCGAUCCUCACACAGUGAUUGAUGAUGCCGAAAACCGUCGUCGAAGGGAAUUAAAUGUUCUUUGUGAAGAAUUCUUCAGAAGAUGAAAAAAUGAGUUUUGAGUUAUUGGUUUAUUGUUGUUGGGAGCUUUCGUGUGUCCCUCAGGAUCAGUGAAAUAUGUGCUCUGAGACUUCGUUUGUUAUGCGUCCGUCAUUCGCCGUUGUUGUGCAAAAGGUCUAAUUAUAUUUUAAUUAAUUAAUUACGCUACAUUUUAAUAGCAACGGGCUGCGGGCAGCAACGACAGAAGGAAUCAGAAAAUUUACACUGGCGACAAAUUUCAGUGCUCGAUUUCGACCGCCUGCAAACAAGUGGACCCAACGAAGCGUGUACCUACACAGCUUGUGUGACGACCGACAACGCAUCAGAAAUUGCAACCAGGGGAACCGCAUGUACGCGAGCGAGUGCGCCCAAGUUCAAACCACCAGCAGAUCAGUUGCGGUAUUAGAGGAAAUUUCGCACAAACACGCGGUAUUCAACGAUAAUGUGUUCUGAAAACGGUUUCGAAGGAUGCUGAAGAAGAUUGGCCUGGCGGAGUGUGGUUAAUGUCUCGUGUUGCUUGAAACUGGCAAUUUUCCGCUUUUGUGCCAGUGAAAGUGUAUCGUUACUUACCUACGAAUGCCACAGGAAUCCUGUCGAGUGUUCAUCUCAGUUUGAUGUGCAUGUAACAACGUUCUGGCAGACGACGAAAGUGCAAUGUGAACUACUUAAAAAGAAUAGCUAUUGAAGUUUCACAAUAGCUUCCUGAAGGUUAAUAAGUGUUUAGAAAAUGUAGUUCAGUUGAUAAAUUAAAAAAGCAAAUAAGGGAAAAAAUGUAUUGUAACAGAUGCAGCUUUCGGAGUCACCAUGCUUUCUGGAUAUUACUUCUAUUAUAUGUUAUGAAGUUUGAUCUGACCGAUGGCAUGUACUACUCAAAUCAUCAACGGAUAGAAGAGAUUUCGAAGCCCAUUCCACAACCACCGGAUCCUCACAUAAUAGCAUCAAUGUCGAAAAACGCCACAGUUCGGCGGGGUGAUCCGGCCUUUCUGAGUUGCGUUGUGGAAAAUCUGGGCAAGUACACGGUAUCCUGGAUAUCGCAAAGGGACCUGCGGAUCCUCACAAUCGAUCGCAUCACCUACACGGCGGACGAAAGGUUUCAGUCUCUCCACAAUGCCGACACAAACAAGUGGAUUCUGCACAUCAAAUGGACCGAACGGAAAGACACCGGUAUCUACGAGUGCCAGAUUUCCACGAUGCCCGUCAGGAGUUUGGCGCUCUAUCUGAUCGUGCUAAAUGACUCUGAGCUGGUGAGACGACAAGAUGAUAUUCUCUACGAUCUACCGGUGCCUACUAGUCUACCGGAAGCCAAACGAAACAGCUCUAGUGGCAAUAAUUACAGCAACGGUGACAUCUACAACCGGAUGUACGCGGAUAGAGGUAAGUGUAAUGAGGAGGUAAACAUAGGAUAUGUUUUGGAUCAUCCUAUAAAUAUGUACUGUUUACUGAAAUCGCCUGAGGGCUCACCACAUGUUUGUCGUGAUUGAGAAGGUCGCAAGCUUUUUCGUAAUCAACGAACACCAGGUAGAGAG
Molecule: messenger RNA, 1992 nt
Organism: Aedes albopictus (Asian tiger mosquito)
Lineage: Eukaryota; Metazoa; Arthropoda; Insecta; Diptera; Culicidae
Product: zwei Ig domain protein zig-8-like
Exons: 3
Coding region: 1237-1947 (236 amino acids)
Biological process (GO): synapse organization
Cellular component (GO): neuron projection membrane
Source: RefSeq, a predicted model, not a curated record